UAGCUCUAUAAAACCAGCUACCUCUCUAAACACAACCUUAACCGUUCUGAAUCUUCACCAUCACCGAUUCAUCGCCAAUGGCGAAUUCCACCAGCAACCACUCUCCCGCCAAAAACAUGCUCUGCACCGCGCUAGCAUUCCUCGCUCCCCUCCCGUCCAUCUUCUUCUACCACUCCUUCCUCCGCCACUACGCCGGAUCGCCCGACUCUCCGUGGGCGGCGUGGUGCUACCACCACCCCGUCCUCCUAGCCAAUCUCCUCUUCUUCCUCAACAUCAACGUCCUCUUCUGGGCCCUCGCCCUCCUCCAGUCAAGCAACUGGCUGAUCGACCUGUACUGGACGGUGAUACCGGUGCUGGCGCUUCACUACUACAGGAACCACCCGGCGGCAGAGUGGGAGGGGCGGCGAUCGGGAUUGGUGGUGGUGCUGACGUGGGUGUGGUUCGUGAGGAUGACGCACAACUACUUACGGCGGGAGAAAUGGCAGUUGGGAGAGAGAGAAGACUGGAGAAUUAACGACAUGCGGAAACAGUAUGGCGCUAAAUUUUGGUGGCUCUCUUUCUUCACCGUCUAUGUUGCUCAGCAGGCGUUUCUGAUGGCAAUAACCAUGCCAUUCUACGUGAUCCACUCAAACCAAAAGCAACUAAGUAUUUGGGACGCGGUCGCGGCGGCGACAUGCUUGGCCGGAGUCACAAUCGCAUAUUUCGCCGACACGCAGCUUUACAACUUUAUCGGUCGAAAUGAGAGGCUGAAGAAGGACGGUGAGGCACUAGUGCCGGUUCUGGAUGAAGGGCUAUGGCGCUAUUCCCGCCACCCCAACUACUUUGGAGAGCAGUUGUGGUGGUCGGGAGUCGGCCUUUUCGCCUGGAAUUUGGAUUAUAGCUGGUGGUUUAUUGGGCCGUUGGUCAAUAGUGUGUGCUUGGGCAUCGUCACUGUUCUUGUGGAGGAGCGAAUGUCGAAACAGGACUAUAGGGCUGAAGCCUACAAGGAGUAUCAGGAAACGACGUCGUUUUGGGUGCCGUGGUUCAAGGCAUCCUUGGUGGGGAAACAAAAAAAGGAGAUAUGAACGUCUCUUAAUUGUGUUUGGGAUCGUAUGAAAAUGAAUGUUAAUAUUUGCUAUCGCAUGAAUUUGUCUUAUGUUUUCAAGUUUAAGUGUUGUUCGAAUUGUGAGUGAAAUUGAAUGUGCUAUGGUACUUGUGAA
Messenger RNA from Salvia hispanica, 1199 nucleotides. RefSeq lists its product as uncharacterized. Gene Ontology annotation, cellular component: membrane. Lineage: Eukaryota; Viridiplantae; Streptophyta; Magnoliopsida; Lamiales; Lamiaceae. The record is from RefSeq and is a predicted model, not a curated record.